AUGGACAGAUGUCAAGUUUAUGAAAAUUUCCUUUACGUUGCAGCUCUAGCCGCUGCUUGUUGUGUUUUAGUUCCUGUGAAACUCAACGAAUCUGACACAAACGGCAAUUGUUUGCUUUUCGCGGAGCUCAAUGUCCUCACGAACACAGUCGCCACGGGCAACAACAUUUUCUGUUCUUUGGCGUUUUACGCGUAUCUCGUGAAUGCUGCGUUAGCUGCUGUUUUGGGGUUUCUUAAGUCUUGCUGUAUUGUGACCACGGAACGUUUAAGGUAAAAGAAAGUGUUAAUUAUUUGACGAGUAUUGCAUACAAAUAAUUGUUUUUGUCAUAAAACAAUUGAUGACAACAUUUGAUCUCCGAACUCUUUAAUAACACAUGCACCUAUACAUACAUAGUAUACGAAUUUAAUUCCUUCAUUUUGAUUUACAAAUACCUCAGCAAUUCUUAAGACUCUCUCAUAACUCUUUUUAUACGUUGGACGUGGUUUUUGUUGUUUUCUUUCUUGUCGCAUGAUGACUACUAGUACUUAUUCUUUUGUUGUAUUUGUUUUUGACAGGUGAGUACGUGGGAGGGAGGUAAUUGCGAUUAAAAUCUACCCAUUCAAUGACUAAUAAAAGAAUAACAACAAGAAGCAGGAGCUAAAAUUAGUCAUUUUCUCAUUUGACUCUCCCCAACCCACGGGACCGCGAAACAAUUCCCUACCCCUGGGCCUGAAGGGCUGGGUUUGCCCUAGGGGAUACCUCAGGAGGGGCACAAAAAAAAUACACUUCAUUUCUAAUUCUACUCAACCUAAACGUAAAGUAAAAUACAUUCACUCUGACAGCAGUUCCGCACAUCAGCUGAAAUUAAGUAUUUUUUUUGUUAUAGUGCUGUAUAUUUCUUAUUUGCAAGCAGUAUUGUGUCAGCUUUAGUAUGGAUCAGCUGUUUGGUGUGCACUAUUUUCAUUGUAAUUGGCCUAACAGAGUGGUGCAACUCAGUGGAGAAGAAUGGAAAUGUGGAAAGGUAUGUAUACGGAAUCACAGAUUGUAAGUGGCUCCAACAAAAAUUUAGUAUGGAUCAGCUGUUUGGCAACCAUUUUUGUGCACAAGAUAGUUUUUUCAUUGUAAUUGGCCUAACAGAGUGGUAGCGUCCACUAAACAGAUCUUCAUUUAAAAAACUCAGUGGAAAACAAUGGAAAUGUGGAAAGGUAUGUAUAAGGAAUCACAGAUUGUAAGGGGCUCCAACAAAAAUGCAUAUGAUAACUUUCCAAAGCAACCUCCACCCCCGGUCUUUCAUUCAGAACCUAAUCUGCAUCAUAGUCUGAAGCAUAGUCUGUCACUGCGCCACUUUCUUUGUCAGUUUUAACACAAUUCCAUCUCAAGAGACAGAAUUGAGGUGUGGAAUCCACAAAAGUUGCAGCUCACAAGAGUAACCAAAGCCGAGAGCUGGGAGAUUGGAGAAAGUUCCCUGUCGUUGUCCUCACAUUCCAACUCCCUUGCUAAAUCAGUUUAUUCAUAGAGCUUACAGCCAUUCAACAGAUGCUGUCUCUCAAGACUGUUUAGUUGUUAAAAAUACGUACAUAUUCUCGUUGUUGUUGUUUUUUUCAUUAAAAUAAUAAUUACUAUUUCAGCUGUAAAGAUGCUGAAAACUGGGACUGGACCCUUUUUUUACCAACUGGCAUUGAUGGUAGCAAGUUUUACACUCAUCUUUUUAUGGCAGAGGUAUCUAAUUUAUAAAAUGUUGAAAUUAAAACAGAUUUAUUGUACUUUUAAAAGCUUUGUAGUUUCCACUUAACACAAAUACAAUAUACUAUAACCCUCUCCUAGAGCCCUUCUGAGUUGCCAAAUGGCAAUAUAUAGGGCAGAUGGCAGCAUUAUUUCCUGGAUAUCCAACCUAAGCAUGACAGAUUUUUGAGGUGAUUAUACAUUGGAGUGUUCAAAAGGUUACCUGUAUUUCUUAAACGUCAUUGCUUUUUUCUAACCCUGGAAUGAAAGUGACUCCCUAUUCAAGAGAGAACCAAUAUAUUAUGCAGACUCAAAGAUUUCAACAUGCUCUGUAAAUGCUUUAAUAACAGUUCAUAAAUAUUGUGAAAGUGAGCUUUUUACUGGGGUUUAUAACCUGAGAUUAAUAAGCCAACAUGAGUGAAAGGAACUCUACCCAAUGAAAAAAACCUAACUGAAACAAGCCUUAACUCAAUGUAGAUUAAAAACCAUGCUUGACACCCUGCCAGGGGGUCCUAUGUCGCCUGUCUGAAUUUUAAAAUGUCUUGUGUUGGAAUUUAUAAAUGCUUGUUGCUGAUUGUCGGCUUUGCCGUCACUGUCGCAAUUUGACCGAGGGAGGUUGUCUCUUGUCACGAUUUCAUUUUACACGCUGUCGCUACUUUUUGGGCCAUGUCGCUUGUUGGCAUUUACCCUGGCAGGGCCUCAUGCUUUAUACUGCAACACUAGCUUACAUGGAAGUCCCCCUAAUACCUCCCAGUGAAUAACAUUCUCUCCGAAUGAUUCUCAGAUUGCAUCAAUUGCUAGUGUACUGAUUUGGUUUAUCAUCCUUAUCCUGUCUGGGAGGAAUUUCAAGCAGAGCUUGCUGAAUGUAAGGGCAGCUGAAUACUAUCGGAAUGAGGAGCAAAUGAGUUACAUGUAUCCACCACCUAUCCAAGACAUACCCGCGUAUGAAGUCAAAAGUGAUGGAGGAUCAAGAUUCUUAUGA
This is a messenger RNA of Porites lobata, 2683 nucleotides long. Lineage: Eukaryota; Metazoa; Cnidaria; Anthozoa; Scleractinia; Poritidae. The record is from the annotation of a GenBank genome assembly.